AUGAAAACUACAGUGGAUUUUCCAGUAGUUAAGACAAUGGUUACAAAAUCUCUUUCUAACCUUUCCCUGCAAAGGGACGAGAAUGAAAGCAACUUGAUUCCGGAGGUCUUAGAGACAGAUUUCUUGCCUUCCUCAGAACAGGGCACGGCGGAGUUCGUGAUCCGCUGCGUGAUCCCGUCGCUGUACUUGCUUAUUAUCACAGUUGGUUUGCUGGGCAAUAUCACCCUAAUGAAGAUCUUCAUCACUAACAGUGCUAUGAGAAGCGUUCCUAACAUUUUUAUCUCUAGCCUAGCAGCCGGGGAUCUGCUGCUCCUGGUGACCUGCGUGCCAGUGGAUGCCUCUCGCUACUUCUUUGAAGAGUGGAUGUUUGGGAAAGUGGGCUGCAAACUUAUUCCCGCCAUACAGCUUACCUCAGUGGGAGUUUCUGUGUUCACUCUCACGGCGCUUAGUGCAGACAGAUAUAAAGCCAUUGUGAAUCCUAUGGAUAUCCAGACAUCAGGUGCAGUCCUGUGGACCUGUAUGAAAGCUAUUGGCAUAUGGGUAAUUUCUGUUCUGUUAGCAGUUCCUGAAGCAGUAUUCUCUGAAGUGGCCCACAUCAGUAGCAUGGAUAAUGGCAGCUUCACAGCAUGUAUGCCAUACCCACAGACUGAUGAGCUACAUCCAAAGAUCCACUCAGUGAUGAUUUUCUUGGUCUAUUUCCUCAUUCCUCUUGUUAUCAUAAGUAUUUAUUAUUAUCAUAUUGCAAAAACAUUAAUCAAAAGUGCACACAACAUCCCUGGAGAAUACAAUGAGCAUUCUAAAAAGCAGAUGGAAACACGAAAACGCCUGGCUAAAAUUGUCCUGGUCUUUGUGGGCUGCUUUGUGCUCUGUUGGUUUCCAAAUCAUGUUCUCUACAUGUAUCGAUCUUUUAACUACAAAGAAAUUGACCCAUCCCUUGGCCACAUGAUCAUCACCUUAGUGGCCCGGGUGUUGAGCUUCUGCAACUCUUGUGUCAAUCCAUUUGCUCUUUACCUGCUCAGUGAGAGCUUCAGGAGACAUUUCAACAGUCAGCUUUGUUGUGGGAGGAGGGCCUAUAGGGAGAGAUCUACCAGUUACCUGCUUAGUUCCUCUGCUGUGCGAAUGACUUCUCUGAAAAGCAAUGCUAAGAACACAGUGACCAAUUCUGCCUUCCUGAAUGGGCACAGCAUGAAGCAGGAAAUGAAUCUGUGA
Messenger RNA from Vombatus ursinus (common wombat), 1209 nucleotides. It is a transcript of the gene NMBR, whose product is annotated as neuromedin B receptor. The transcript has 3 exons. Gene Ontology annotation, cellular component: membrane. The record is from RefSeq and is a predicted model, not a curated record. Gene Ontology annotation, biological process: bombesin receptor signaling pathway. The coding region runs from base 1 to 1209 and encodes 402 amino acids. Lineage: Eukaryota; Metazoa; Chordata; Mammalia; Diprotodontia; Vombatidae. Gene Ontology annotation, molecular function: bombesin receptor activity.